UUCUAAUCCUCAUUCCCAACUUUGGAACGUAUAAAAACCAGACAAUAAAUAAUAAUAAUAAUAAUAAUAAAAAACAGCCUAAACUCAGCUAACCAGUUUCUGUUUUAGCAGUCAUGAGUUUGUUUGUUAAAAAAAAAAAAGCAUAAAAAGCUAAGAUACUUAUUGCAAAUAGACAUCCUCACCGAUUCCAUGGUAAUUUUUAGAAAAACAACUCAUCCCGACAAGGAUUGAAAAAAAAAAAAAAGGGAAAUCUGUGAAAUUGAGCUAAACCCAUCAAAUUCAGUUUCCUAUUUUUGCAAGCUGGUCUUACUUACCAAAAUUCUUCGUCAAAGUUUCACACUUUCCUGAGAAACUAGGGUUCAGUUCUGCUGUAUUAAUACCAACCUCUGUUGUUGCUGCUAUUAAGCAAAACAAACACUUACUUAUACAGGUAAACGCGAGCUCGCUCAACUUCAAAUUUCAAUGGGUCGUUCUCGCGGGAAUUUUCACUCUGCUGAUGAGGAUCCCACUCAGAGAUCAAGGAGAAAAAAGAAUGCCUCUGCUGGAGAAAAUUUAGAAUCUUCAACUUCAGUUCAAGGAACAAGUGAAGGGAAAAGGGCUUUAUUCCACUGCAAUUAUUGCAACAAAGAUAUCACAGGAAAGAUCCGUAUCAAGUGUGCUAUUUGUCCUGAUUUCGACCUAUGUAUAGAGUGCUUUUCCGUUGGAGCUGAGGUUACACCUCAUAAAAGCAACCAUUCUUACAGGGUCAUGGACAAUUUAUGUUAUCCCCUUAUCUGUCCUGACUGGAAUGCAGAUGAUGAAAUGUUGCUUCUAGAGGGAAUUGAAAUGUAUGGCCUUGGAAACUGGGCAGAAGUUGCUGAGCAUGUGGGCACAAAGAGUAAGGAAAAGUGCAUUGACCACUAUAGUAAUGUUUAUAUGAAGUCCCCAUUCUUCCCUCUUCCGGAUAUGUCUCAUGUUGUUGGAAAAAAUAGAAAAGAGCUUCUUGCAAUGGCUAAAGGGCAUGCCGAAGACAAGAAAGGAUCUUCUAUGCUAGGGGAGCUUCCCGUGAAAGAAGAAUCUCCUUUUUCGCCUUCCAGAGUCAAAGUUGAAGGCGGUAGUUCUGGCCGAUUAUUAUCUGCCUUAAAUACAGAUGUAGAGUCUGGGGUAAGAUCUAGCAGUAGCAGUACAGCAUCAGCUGCUGUUAAGAAGGUAUCAAACAUGGCCCAGGUUAAAGAUGGCAAUGUUAAAAUGGAAGAUCCUCAAAUUGACAGAAAUUUUGGGGGAAAGAAACCAAAUUCUUUGGGAAAUGACGGUCCAUCUUUAGUUGAGUUGAGUGGUUACAACCCUAAAAGGCAGGAGUUUGAUCCAGAGUAUGACAAUGAUGCUGAGCAGUUACUGGCUGAGAUGGAAUUUAAAGACACUGAUACAGAGGAAGAGCGUGAACUUAAGCUGCGAGUGUUGCGUAUCUAUUCAAAGAGGCUGGAUGAGAGGAAGCGUAGGAAGGAUUUCAUACUAGAAAGAAAUUUGUUAUAUCCCAAUCCUUUUGAGAAGAACUUAUCUCCCGAGGAGAGGGCACUUUGCCGACGUUAUGAUGUCUUCAUGCGCUUUCAUUCCAAGGAAGAACAUGACGAAUUGCUUGAGACUGUUAUUGCUGAGCACCGGACUUUAAAAAGAAUUGAAGAACUCAAGGAAGCCCAAGUAGCUGGUUGUCGUACAUCAGCUGAGGCAGACCGAUAUCUUGAACAAAAAAGGAAAAGGGAAGCUGAAGAGAGUAGUCAGAGAGCAAAAGAUGGUGUCCAGGGUGGUCCAAGUGGGCAUGGGGGCCCAAACUCAUUCAUGGCUUCAGAGUCUGUAGGCAAGGAGUCAAAUUCAAGACCAAUAGCACAGGCUUCUUCAAGCAAUGCUAAUGAUUUGGACAUAAUGGGUUUCUCGGAAACCCAGUUACUGUCUGAAACUGUAAGAACGUUAUUCCGAACUGAUAGAUUUUCAUCUGAUUUGAAAUUGAAGGAGAAGAGGCUGUGCGGUGAGAUUCGGUUACCUCCACCUCUGUACCUGAGGAUGCUACAGAUCAUUUCGGAAGAGAUCUUCAAUGGCAAUGUUACCAAGAAAGCUGAUGCUCGUGGCUUGUUCAAGAUGGAAGCAAGCAAGAUUGAUAGAGUUUAUGAUAUGCUGGUGAAGAAGGGGAUUGCUCCGGCUUGACAUCACAUCACAUCAUAUCACAUCAAUGUUUAGCUGUUGCUACUAGUACUAAUACUAAGUUUAUUUUCAACAACCUUUGUUUUCAUCUUUUGAUUUUAUUUUUUUAGGGCCGCAGGAAUGAAACGAAAUAAUAAUAAUAAAUAAUAGGUACUAGGCAGGCUCUUUGAAAUAUGGAGUGGUUUAAGUAUUGUUUAUAGUCCUACUAGACUAGGCUACUACUAGCAUUUCAGCUUAUCUUCCGAAAUAAAAGUAGUGUUUCACCUCCAACUUCAUCCAACUCUAAAAGACAUGGAAAAACGAAAGUAUUAAUCCUUGACGACACUUAUAUUUAACAACUUUGAUUUACUA
Molecule: messenger RNA, 2526 nt
Organism: Durio zibethinus
Lineage: Eukaryota; Viridiplantae; Streptophyta; Magnoliopsida; Malvales; Malvaceae
Source: RefSeq, a predicted model, not a curated record